Messenger RNA from Quercus lobata, 1625 nucleotides. RefSeq names its product protein FAR-RED IMPAIRED RESPONSE 1-like. The transcript has 4 exons. Lineage: Eukaryota; Viridiplantae; Streptophyta; Magnoliopsida; Fagales; Fagaceae. The record is from RefSeq and is a predicted model, not a curated record. Bases 509 to 1288 code for a protein of 259 amino acids.
CUCAAAACAUCAGCAUAUUUAGGGGUUUUGUAGAAGGAAGAAUCUUGCUCUCACACACUGGAGGCAGAGGUGGAGGCGGAGACGGAGGCAGAGGGUAGAGGCAGAGGCAGAGACGCUCACUUCUUCUCCCCACCAUUGCACAUUGUCGCUUCUUUAUCUUCCUCAAAACGGUGAGACCCACAUAUCUUGCUCUCACACACCGGAGGCAGAGGUGGACGUGGAGACAAAGGCAGAGGGCAGAGGCAGAGACGCUCACUUCUUCCCCCCGUCGUUGCACAUCGUCGCUUCUCUAUCUUCCUUAAAAUGUUUAGGUGAUGCAAUAGCUGGUAAGGAGAUUCAUGGAAGGAUUUAUAGGCAUGAGCCAUGAGCAAGAGUUGAAUGGCAAAAUUUGGGAUACAAGUGCAUUCCCUUGUCAUCAAGUGUGGACUCGACCUUUCUAUUGAGGUAAUUGUUAAACUUGAAGAUCCUGCUAUGAGUUAGUACUGUGCUUUACGCUUAUUACAGACACAUGGAAGAAGAAAUAACAAGUGCUUCUAGGCUUGUAGAGUUGAAUGAGCACAAUAGUGAUAAUAAAAUGAAGGAUACAGUGGAUCUGAAAAAUAAUGAGUUGAAUGAAGAUAAUGUUGAGAAUGAAAAAGAGGAAACAAGAAAGGUAGAAGAUAAAGUGGAGGAUCCUUGUGUAGGAAUGUUGUUUGGUUCCAUUGAUGAUAUCAUGGAAUAUUUUACAAGGUAUGGUAAUAAAAAGGGUUUUGCAGUGGUUAAAAGAACAUCUAAAAAGGGAAAUGAUGGGGAGGUGGAGUCUUUGACUAUAGCUUGUAAUCGUGCUGGAAAGCAACAGAUUAAAGCUAGCACAUCACUUAAAGCACAGCCACAAUCGAAAACAGGUUGCAAAGCUCAUUUUAAUAUCAUUCAAUGCUUAGAUGGGUGGAUAUUGAAAUCCAUGGAACUUGACCAUAACCAUGGAUUAAGUCCAAGCAAAACCCAAUUUUAUAAAUGCAACAGAGUAUUAAAACCACAUGUGAAAAGACAACUUGAGUUGAAUGCCAAAGUUGGUAUUAAAAUGAACAAGAGUUUCAAUUCAUUGGUGGUUGAGGCAAGGGGGCAUGAAAACUUGCCAUUUCUAGAGAAAGAUUGUAGAAACCACAUGGAUAAAUUCAAGCAUUUGGAGCUCAGGGAAGGAGAUGCUAUAGCAAUGAAUAAGUACUUUUUAAAAAUGCAAGCCGACAAUUCUAAUUUCUUUUACAUGAUGGAUUUUACUGAAGAUGGUCGAUUAAAGAAUGUAUUUUAGGCAGACGCAAGAAGUAGUGAAGCAUUUAAAGAGUUUGGUGAUGUGGUUACAUUUGACACGACAUACUUGGUUAACAAAUACAGCAUGCUAUUUGCUCCUUUUUUUUGAGGUAAACCAUCAUGGACAAUCAAUAUUGCUAGGAUGUGGAUUGAUUUCGGGUGAAGAUACAGAUACAUUUAGAUGGUGAUUUGAGUCUUGGCUUACAUGUAUGUCUGGAGUUCCUCCUAGUGCAAUAAUUAUAGAUCAAGACAAGGCCAUGAAAAAAGCAAUACAGAUUGUUUUUCCAAAAGCACGACACUGAUGGUGCUUGUCGCAUAUCUUGAAAAAGAUGCUUGAA